CGCGACAGAGCAAUGUCCCACGUCGAGAUGCUGCGGCGCUUGAAAUCCUGCGCGGCCGGCCUGCAGGCUCUCGGGCUCGGCAGGGGUGACCGCGUGUACACGCGCUUCUGCAGCUCCAGCGUCGACGGCCUAGUCGCCCUGUGCGCCGUGAUUUUCACCGGAGCCACGGUCAUCAUAGUCGGAGACUUCACGCAGGCGGAGCACUUGGCCAGCAUCAAGUCGCUGGACAUCACGCACCUCCUCACCGAUUCGGGAACAGCCGAUAGGCUGAUUCCUUUGCUACCAGAGCUGAAGCUCAAGGGUGCGCUGUCUGUGGACCAGCUGCCGGGCUUCACGUGCGUGUCGCCUCCGCAGUGGGCGAAUGAGGAGCACUUCCGUGACAACUGGAGCAGCACCAUCUGUGCAGACGAUGUCGCCAUGAUCGCGUACAGCAGCGGGACAUCCGGGCUUCCCAAGAACAUCGAAAUACCACAAAGAUGCCUCCUCUACUGUCUCGUCGCUGCCGAGGUCACUCAGCCACUGACGUCAGAUGACAUAUGCGUCACCGGUGCCAACAUCUGCACCUACAUUGGUUUCACGCUCUACCUCAAGGGACUGUACCUCGGCGCCACAUACCUGAUGAUUGGGCAGCGUGAACGCAUACACGGCCUUGUAGACGCCGUUGUCAGGCAUAAGGUGACGUGGUUCAUGAGCCCGCCUCUUCGCGCUCUGGGCUACGCGCGUCAAGUGCAGCAGAGCGGCCGUGGUCCGCCACCGUCGCUCAGCAGCAUCUUGCUCGCGGGGUCUCCACUGUCGGCGGCCGUCGCUCGAGAAGUGGGGGCCACCUUGCAACCGGACGAGACGCGCAACGCGUACGGCACCACUGAGACCGGCGGCAUUCUCACUAUGCCUCAGCCGGGAGAGUGCUGCUACGACAACGUCGGGUUUCGGCUGCCCGGAACCAGAGUCAUAGUAUGCAUACGUGACUCCUUACUGGGAUACAGCCUAUGUGACGAAUACUUCGACAAUUGGAGGUUUUCGCUGGCGUGCGGUAACUACUACAUUCGGCAGGCUGUAAACGUGUACACAUGGGUCCACUGUUAA
Messenger RNA from Rhipicephalus sanguineus (brown dog tick), 1083 nucleotides. RefSeq lists its product as uncharacterized. Bases 13 to 1083 code for a protein of 356 amino acids. The transcript has 5 exons. Lineage: Eukaryota; Metazoa; Arthropoda; Arachnida; Ixodida; Ixodidae. The record is from RefSeq and is a predicted model, not a curated record.